AUGGCCCCCAACGAAGAAACUCAGUACCAUGGGAUGGUCCAACUCCUCCUGUAUUUCAAGUGGACAUGGAUCGGCCUCUUUGUUCCAGACAACGAUAAUGGAGAAAGGUUCCUGAGCACCUUGACCCCUCUGAUGACCAGCAAUGAGAUUUGUGUUGCCUUCUCAAAAAAAGUACUACUACAAACCUGGCUGUGGAUACCCCAUGAAGCACCUGCCAUGUGGAGACAAGUCAAUGUCUUUGUUUACUAUGCAGACUAUCAAGAUGGACUUUUUAUAAUCAUAGAGGUACAAUCCUUCCUUGAAAGGAUACAAACUGGAGGGAAAGUCUGGAUAACAACAGCGCUUCCAAAUAAAAUCUUGACAUAUGAGACUGGAGCCUUCCGGUAUGCCCAUGGUUCUUUGUCCUUUGUAAUGAAGACCAAAAAAAGGACAAAACAUGACUACUAUAAGCCAGUGUAUUCUCCUACUUGGUGGAAAGGAUUCGAUUGUUCAUAUUCAAAGCAUGUAUUGUCCGUGAGGGGUUGGGAAAGAUGCAGGGAGAGGGAGAAUCUGGAGAUGCCACCUCAGGAGGAGAUUGAAAGAAUCCUGUCACAAGACAGCUACAUCAAUUACUAUAGUGUUCAAGCUGUGGCUCAGGCCUUAAAAACAGCAUAUACAUCUGGACCCAAGAAGAGGCAGGUGGUGGGUGGAGGAGACAUUGUUGAACCUCCAAGGCUACAGCCAUGGCAGCUUCAUCUUUUCUUGAAAGAAGUGCAGCUCUCUUCAAAUACUUCGGAUGCUGGACAAUACUUGGAUGAGAAUGGGGCAGUGGCCAUUGACUUCGAUAUUGUGAAUUGGGUGCUGUUUCCUAAUGAUUCUCGUGCUAGAGUGAAAAUUGGAAGCAUAAAGAGACAGAAGUCCUCAAAUCCGAAGUUCACCAUUAACCCAGAAGCAAUUGUGUGGCCCAAGCUGUUUAAGAAGAGACAGAGGAGAGCAUGUGUGAGCCGUGAGUCUUCUUCUUCUGCUGCUUACAAUGUGCCGUGUUCAAGAUGCACAGAGAGCUGUCGCCCUGGAUAUGCCAAGAAGGUGCAGGAAGGGAAGCCACCAUGUUGCUACGAUUGUGCUCCCUGCUCCGAAGGGACCAUCUCCACUCAGGAAGAUGCCAAUAAAUGCACCAAAUGCCCAGAAUAUCAGCAUCCAAACAAGGACCGAACUCGAUGUGUCCCCAAAGUCACCACCUUCCUCUCCUAUGAAGAAUCUUUGGGAAGAUUCCUGAUUUCCUUUGCCCUCUUCUUUUCCUUAACCACAGGCAUUGUGUUAGGAAUCUUCAUUAAAUUUCUUGACACGCCUCUAGUCAAAGCCAACAACCGAGACCUCUCCUACAUCCUCCUCAUCUCCCUUCUGCUCUCCUUUUUGUCCUCUUUUAUCUUCAUCGGCCAGCCAAGGAAAGUGACCUGCCUUUUCAGACAGAUGGCCUUCAGCAUCAUAUUCUCAGUUGCUGUUUCUUCUGUCUUGGCCAAAACCAUCAUGGUGGUGUUGGCUUUCCUGGCCUCAAAGCCAGGAAACAGCAUGAGGAAAUGGCUGGGGAAAAGUUUGGCCAACUCUAUUGUCAUUUCCUGUUCCAGUCUCCAAGUUGUCAUCUGCACCCUAUGGCUGGGUCUGUCUCCCCCAUUCCCAGAAUCCAACAUGCACUCCCAACCUGGAGAGAUCAUCUUGCAAUGCAAUGAAGGAUCUGCCGCCAUGUUUUACAGUGCCCUCGGCUACAUGGGCUUCCUGGCUGCCAUCUGCUUCACGGUGGCUUUCCUAGCCAGGCAGCUGCCUGGGGCCUUCAAUGAAGCCAAGCUGAUCACCUUCAGCAUGCUGGUCUUCUGCAGUGUUUGGGUGUCCUUUGUGCCCACCUACCUGAGCACAAAGGGGAAAUACAUGGUAGCUGUGCAGGUCUUCUCCAUCUUGGCCUCCAGUGCUGGGCUUCUGGGCUGCAUCUUCAUCCCAAAGUGCUACAUUAUCAUACUCAGGCCUGAUCUGAACACAAAGGAACAGAUGAUGACGAAAAAUUAAGCAUGGCAUUUAAUUCUUAGUACUAGAGGUAUGGACAAAUUCUGCACUAGAAUAUGGACUGGACCCCUAGAUAAGGAUGAUUACACUGUAGCUGUGAAGGCCAGGUUGGACUCCCAACAUCUGAAUGAGCAGCCCCAAUAAUGUUCUUUUUUUAUAUGCCACUGCAACCCAAAAUAAGCUUUGAGCUACUCCAAGUAAUAUAUAUUUAUAACCAACAGACCUGUCUCCUUUCAGAUUCAUUUUUCUUUCCAUUCAAAUGCAUUGUUUUAACUGAAGCUUCUUCAAUUCAUUUUCACCCUAGGUCUCUCUCUCUCUCUCUCUCUCUCUCUCUCUCUCUCUCUCUCUCUCUCUCUCACACACACACACACACAGAGAGAGAGAGAGAGAGAGAGAGAGGGAACCACAUGAGGAUUCUGCCUUAGAAAUAAUUUUUUUAGGAUUUAGGAUUUAAACUGCCCUAGUGAAUAAUGAAAAACAAUACUACAUGACCUAGCCUGCAAGAAUAAAUGGUUUGCUAAAAUUCUGCUUCCAUGUGUCCAAGCAGUUUAGAACAAGAAAGUAAUAUUGUACAAAGCUGAACUAAGGGACGAACAAUUUUAUUUAGAAAUGUUAGUACAUUUUGAAACUUGCUUGUACUUUUUCAUUUCCAGUGGUACUUGCGUGUCAGUUUAUGCAUAAAUAUUUGCUGGGUUCUGCAGGUCCUCAGAGUCUCCAUGACGCCGAUAAUGUUUGGAGAAUCUCCAUGUGCUUGAAUAAAAAGAGCUUUUGAGGUGAAUCUGAGUGUGAUUAUUGAUUUCCACAACAAAACUAAAAACCAGGCCGUGCCAAAUCAUGUACGCGAACCUCUUGCACUAGAAAGCUGGCCAUUGUGUGUUUCCCAAAGCUUCGCCUUGGCACAUGACAGAGUUACUUCCACAUAAUACACUGAAAACACUCUUAUACCAAUCUUGGCUCCCCCCCCAAAAAAAGAUAAUGAGAACUGUAGUUUCUUUAAGAUCCUGAAAGUUGUUAGGUGACCCCUC
Molecule: messenger RNA, 3059 nt
Organism: Podarcis raffonei (Aeolian wall lizard)
Lineage: Eukaryota; Metazoa; Chordata; Lepidosauria; Squamata; Lacertidae
Product: vomeronasal type-2 receptor 26-like
Exons: 4
Coding region: 1-2037 (678 amino acids)
Biological process (GO): G protein-coupled receptor signaling pathway
Cellular component (GO): membrane
Molecular function (GO): G protein-coupled receptor activity
Source: RefSeq, a predicted model, not a curated record